CUAAAGGCGGCGGGGUGGCAGGUAUGAUGAUGGUGAAGUUGGCUGCCCUCGUUUUCUUGGGCAUGGGGGCUUUCACGUUGCUGGUCAGAGCUGAGAAGCUGUGGACCCAGGUGGAGAUGGAACACGCUUGGUCUUGCCCUUGGAAGUGCAUUGUGUUUGUCCAGAUGUGGCCAGGUUCGUUCUGUGUGGCUCUAGGAAAAAGGUUCGAGUGUGUGAUGCCGAAAAACGCAAGCAACUGGACCAUCCAUGGCUUAUGGCCCAGCAAACUCAUGGACUGCUGCCACUACUGGAGUCUCUUCCCCUCUGACCUGGCGGACCUGGAGACUGAGCUGAGCCUCCAUUGGCCCACCUUCAUCAACAUGACCAACUUCUACUUCUGGGCGAAAGAAUGGCAGAAGCAUGGGACCUGCGCUGGCUGUGUUGAAAUGCUGAAUUCUCCCAAUAAAUACUUCAAAGCGGCUCUUUUCCUGCGCACCAAGUAUAAUGUUGACAGGGCAUUUCAAAGAGCUUCUAUUGCCCCAACCUGCAAGCACAGCUACCAGCUCAACACUUUUGUGGCCACUUUACACCCCAUCCUGGGAGACCAGUUUGAGCUGCAGUGUGUGACUGAUGUCCAGGGACGCCAAAUCCUGGUGCAGAUAAAGGUUUCACUGUACAGCAAUUUCUCGUCGGGCUGCUUCACGGGACCCUACAACAUCUCUCCUUAUAAGCCCUGCAAGCCCCAGAGUGGGGUUUUCUAUUUUCCUCCCAGUCCAGAGAACCCACGCAAUCCCUGUCCUUGAUCCAAGUCCAGAAGAAGAGCCGUCCGGAAGCUGGAGGAGCUCUGUGAGGAGCCGGAAUAAAACUAUUAAAAACUG
This is a messenger RNA of Hemicordylus capensis (graceful crag lizard), 857 nucleotides long. RefSeq names its product ribonuclease T2-like. The coding region runs from base 24 to 782 and encodes 252 amino acids. Gene Ontology annotation, biological process: RNA catabolic process. Lineage: Eukaryota; Metazoa; Chordata; Lepidosauria; Squamata; Cordylidae. Gene Ontology annotation, molecular function: RNA binding; ribonuclease T2 activity. Gene Ontology annotation, cellular component: extracellular region. The transcript is spliced from 10 exons. The record is from RefSeq and is a predicted model, not a curated record.